AUGACCUCGUCCCAACCAGGUUCCGCCGUCCGCGGGGCCUCUCUCCUGAUCAUACUGCAGUUUGCAUCGCGCUUUGUGACCUUUGGCGCCAACCAGCUGCUGCUACGCUUCCUGACUGCUCGCCUCCUGGGCGUCUCGACUCAGCUCGAGGUCUACUACCUCUCGGUGCUCUUCUUCGCACGCGAGAGCUUGCGUGUUGCCAUCCAGCGCCAAGGUCCCGAUGCGUCCACCGCCAGGAAUGGGGCUGCCGGCAAGAGUCAUGAAAACCAGUCCGUCGUCAACGUCGGCCAUCUGGCUUCAGUGUUGGGCCUCGGCGCCGCCAUCGGAUUAGGGGCCGCCUAUUUACACUAUGUUGACGCCGCAACUGCCGAGACACCAUAUAUGGAGCGGUCAUUGUAUAUCUAUGCAUUCGCUGCUGUCAUCGAACUGCUCUCUGAGCCCGCCUUUGUGGUUCUGCAACACCGCCUGCAGUUCGGUCCUCGAGCCGCUGCCGAGUCCAUCGCCACCUUCGUCCGUUGUGCCGUGACCUUCGGGGCAGCGAAUUGGGCAUGGCGGGCUGACCGCGAGCUGGGCGUCCUUCCGUUCGCGUUGGGCCAACUAGGAUACGGGCUUGGACUACUAUUUGUGUAUCUCUGGUACGGAUGGGGCCUGGCCUCGUCAGAGGGAUUCUCUCUUCUACCAAAGAGGAUUGCUGGUACGAGUACAGGCCAUGAAACGGAUGAGAAAACCAUAGCGGAUCAUCCGAAAUAUACCUUGGGUUACUUCUAUGCGCCGACGCUCCACCUUGCUUCCAGCCUGACGGCCCAGUCAUUUGUCAAGCACAUCCUCACUCAAGGCGACACAUUUCUGGUCUCUGUCCUAUCCAGCCCACAGUCGCAGGGUGUCUAUGCACUGGCAAACAACUACGGGAGUCUGCUGGCACGGCUGGUGUUCCAGCCGAUCGAGGAGAGUAGCCGGAACUAUUUCAGCAAACUCCUCUCCGCAAGCUCAACCCCCCCAGCGCCAGCGAAGGAGGCAAACGAGAGCAAGCAGGACAAACCAGAAAGACCUAGUCAGCCAAAUGGCAACAUCGUUAGCGCAAAGGCCCAUCUGCAAUCCCUAUUCAGGGGCUACAUCCUACUGAGCAUCUUGGUCACCACCCUCGGCCCCUUCGGCGCUCCCCUGCUUGUGCAAAUUAUCGCGGGCAAGGCAUGGGCAGCCAGUGGCGCCGGCAGCGUGCUGGCGCAGUACUGCUUGUACAUCCCGUUACUUGCGCUCAACGGCAUUAGUGAGGCUUUCGUGUCCUCGGUGGCAUCCAAGGCCGAGGUGCACCGCCAGAGUCUCUGGAUGGGCGCGUUCAGCGUCGCUUUCGGCGUUGCUGGAUUCGUGUUUCUGCGCGUACUGGAUCUCGGUGCCGUCGGAUUGGUCUACGCCAAUGGAAUCAACAUGCUCUGCCGCAUCCUAUGGAGCGGUCGGUUCAUCUCGGCAUACUUUGGGAAGCAUGGCGUUGACUUUGGCUGGACGGCCGUGGUGCCCAAUGGCGUUGCCAUCUAUGUUCUGGGGACAGCUGCACUGUGGCAGGCCUUGACUCAAGUCGCUGGGAUUACCGUUGGCGGCGUAUCUGACAAUGUCUUUAGGGAUGUGAUUAAGGUAGUUGGUAUGGCUCUGCCGUACGUCGCUUUGAUGGCAUUUUUAGAGAGACGGAUGCUCAUUGAUGGCUUUCGGUCCCUAAGAGGCUCUAGAUAG
Neoarthrinium moseri is the source of this 1725-nucleotide messenger RNA. RefSeq lists its product as uncharacterized. The transcript has a single exon. Bases 1 to 1725 code for a protein of 574 amino acids. NCBI's taxonomy places the organism in Eukaryota, Fungi, Ascomycota, Sordariomycetes, Amphisphaeriales, Apiosporaceae. Gene Ontology annotation, biological process: dolichol-linked oligosaccharide biosynthetic process; glycolipid translocation. The record is from RefSeq and is a predicted model, not a curated record. Gene Ontology annotation, cellular component: endoplasmic reticulum membrane.